Tachyglossus aculeatus (Australian echidna) is the source of this 6744-nucleotide messenger RNA. It is a transcript of the gene USP53, whose product is annotated as ubiquitin specific peptidase 53. Gene Ontology annotation, cellular component: cell-cell junction. Gene Ontology annotation, biological process: sensory perception of sound; response to auditory stimulus; protein deubiquitination. NCBI's taxonomy places the organism in Eukaryota, Metazoa, Chordata, Mammalia, Monotremata, Tachyglossidae. Gene Ontology annotation, molecular function: cysteine-type deubiquitinase activity. Bases 581 to 3898 code for a protein of 1105 amino acids. The record is from RefSeq and is a predicted model, not a curated record. The transcript is spliced from 15 exons.
ACCAAUAUGAAAGAUGGAGUCUUCCCAGAUGAAUUUGUCCAUGAAAGUGAAAACCUUUACAAUUAAAAGAAUACAAAGAAAAUAGAUGACCAAACAGAUAACGCCUGAUGAGAAUGCAAUAUCUUUUUCUAACCUGUAAAGACAGAGAGCUGGUACUGAAGAAGGGCAGCCGUCAAUGAAACAUGCAUUUCAAGAAUGCUUUUCCGGACACUUCCCGUCUUAAUCUACCUAUCAUUUUUUUAUAGAACUGAGAUUUUUUUUAAAGGGUUUCAAUAUGCAGAGCAUUUUUUUAAGAGGACAUUUCUGUUCCUUUGACGUUCCACAGCUACAGAGUGAUCUAGGCUGCCCUUCUACUUGAUAUGCUGCUCUUAAUAGCCACCGGCUUUGUGGGAAGGCUCGACCAUGAAAAAUUCUUUAACUCCUGAGGAGACUGUUGCUGUGCUGGCUCUGGACAGAUUUCAGUGAAUUUCAGUCGGCACUGGAAUCUUCUUUUCCAGCCUACCAUCUCUUUUAUUUUUCCUGCCAAAUACGCCACAUUCACGAACCACUCUGUUUUUGUGCUUCUGGACUGCUUGAAAAAAUGGCCUGGGUCAAGUUUCUGCGAAAACCUGGCGGUAACCUCGGCAAAGUUUAUCAGCCUGGAAGUAUGUUGUCCCUCGCCCCCACCAAAGGCUUAUUAAAUGAACCUGGACAAAACAGUUGCUUUCUCAACAGUGCCGUACAGGUUUUAUGGCAGUUGGACAUAUUCCGCCGGAGUUUAAGAGGUUUGACUGGCCAUGUUUGUCAAGGAGAGGCCUGUAUAUUUUGUGCUUUAAAGACAAUAUUUGCACAAUUUCAACACAGUCGAGAAAAAGCACUUCCAUCCGAUAACAUAAGGCACGCUCUUGCUGAAAGCUUCAAGGAUGAACAACGAUUUCAGCUUGGCCUUAUGGAUGAUGCCGCGGAGUGCUUUGAAAAUAUACUUGAGAGGAUCCAUUUUCACAUUGUGCCAAGCCCCGUUGCAGACAUGUGCACAUCCAAGUCUUGCAUCACUCAUCAGAAGUUUGCUAUGACGCUAUACGAACAGUGUGUGUGUCGCAGUUGUGGAGCAUCAUCUGAUCCUCUGCCUUUUACAGAAUUCGUCCGCUACAUUUCUACAACAGCCCUCUGCAAUGAAGUUGAUAGAAUGGUGGAAAGGCAUGAACGUCUUAAGCCUGAAUUAUUCGCAGAAUUGUUACAAGCAGCAAAUACUUCUGAUGACUUUAGGAAAUGCCCCAGCAACUGUGGUCAGAAAAUAAAAAUCCGCCGCGUUUUAAUGAACUGCCCAGAAAUCGUCACAAUUGGUUUAGUGUGGGAUUCUGAGCAUUCUGACCUGACAGAAGAUGUCAUGCAUCACCUAGCCACCCAGCUGCACCUUCCCGGGCUGUUCUAUAGGGUUACAGAUGAACAUGCCAAAAAUAGUGAGCUUCAUCUUGUUGCUCUGAUUUGCUACACCAGCCGACAUUAUUGUGCCUUUGCCUUUCACACCAAGAGUUCCAAGUGGUUUUUUUUCGAUGAUGCUACUGUGAAAGAGGUUGGAACAAAAUGGAAAGAUGUGGUCUCUAAAUGCAUCCGAUGUCACUUCCAGCCCCUGCUCCUGUUUUAUGCCAACCCGGAUGGUACACCAGUAACAACAGAACAUGCCCUCCAGCAGAUCAUCCCCUGUUCUCAUUACAAAACCACUCCAGGGGACGUGGGCCUUGAUAGAUCAUCCGUUCAGAAGGCCGAUCAUCCGAGAGAAAAUGGGUUUGGCGAUCACACCAAGCAGAAGAGCAGUCCGAGAUUCUCAGCGGAUACUUUAGCAUUCAGUCGAAGCCACGUUCAGGCCAGUGGUGGAAGAGGACCAGUGAAGCUAGGUCAUAGCGAUCAGAAGGACAGGAUAAAGGACAUUUCCAGAGAGUGUGCUCAGAAAGCAAUUGAGCAGAAAAACUUGCUCACCUCCCAAAGAAAGGAUCCGGAGAAGCGGCAGAGAAAAGACCUCGGGAGGCUGCGUGCUGUAGUCGACGAAGACGUGUUUCGCGUCAAGUCUGGGUCGCCUCCCUCUGGAAACGGAUUCCGCCAGGGCACCAAUCAGCGCCUGUACCACAGUGAAGGAAAAGGUCUGUUCAAACACGAGCGGGUCGUCCAACAGGGCCGGCCGCCGGCCCAGGCGCCCGGCCCGGGCCCGCCACAGACACUCCCGUCGGGGGAGAGAGCGGCCGACAAGGUCAGGGCCGCAAACGCCACCGGCUAUGAUACCGACAGCAGCCAAGAGUCGAGGGAUAGAGCGUGCGGCGGCAGGAGUCGUAGCCGAGGCUGGAGACCCAUGCGAGAGAUGUUGAAUGUCGACAGUGUUUUCAGCAAGAGUGAAAAGCGGCAGCACAGCCCCAAGCCCAGAGCGAACCCAAACGGCAAACCCAAAUGUGGCGCAGAGCCCAACCCCCCUAACCGGCCCAAAGAGUCCGCCAAGCAGAAAAGUCUGAUGACCAUCUAUGAAGACGAACUCAAACAGGAGACGGGAAGCCGGAGUUCCCUGGAAUCUGAAGGGAGAGGCAAUUCGGAGAAAGGGAAAAAGUUCCCAGAGGCCAAAGUCCACGGCGAAAUCUCCCAGAUGCAGAGGACGGAGUCUGGGUAUGAAAGUAACGACCAUGUCAGCAAUGGCUCUGCCAAUCUGGACUCACCUGUUACUGACAGAAACAGCCCAUUGGAUGCCAAGUCUAUUAAAGAAACGACAUCUUGCAGUGACCAGAUUCAAUUGAGUAAACAAAGCGCAGAGUGUGUGCACUAUUCGCCCCAACAGAGCAGAAGCCAUCUGGAUGGUUUGAGAAGAGAUCUCAAGAAUGUGCAAGUGGCCAAUGGACUGGAUGAUCUCUGUGCAGAAUCACAGAUGCCACUGAACAGUCCUUUUAUGAAGAGAUUACAUGUACCUGAAACCAACGGAAAAUUCUUCCCUUCAUCAAGCUCACAGCCGCUCAAAGACCACAUGACAAGAGACCAGCUGCUCAGACUGAAGGAACAGAAGAUGGACAAAUUAAACGAACAGCAAUCUUCAGGCUGGCUUAAUCCAGGAAAGACGGGUUUGUCCUUGCAUAGUGCUGGGGGCUUAAUUCCUUCACCCAGCAAUGAUCAUUUGCUUUUUGGGAAGAUGCUGAUUUACAACGAUCUGCCAUCUUCUCCAGCAAAAGCAACUGGCUCCAAACCAGGAUACCCCUCCGUGGUACAAGCAGGUAGCAUGGAAUCACCAGCUUCUGAGCUGCCUCUGUCCGGAGAGCAGAGAGCUGAGUUGUUUAGCAGCCCUGGCGACUGCUGGAUGCCAAAGGUUGCCUGCCAGAGCCUACCUCCCCCUUUGCCUCCAAAGAAGAACGCUAAGACCAUUGUGCCGGGAUCGCAAGGUCGUAAAUCUUCCCUUGAAGAGAAAUUGCAAGAGAUCCAACAGACUCAUCCCCUCGGCCUUCCGAAGUACUCAAGUGCUCCUCCGCAACCAGAAUUAGAAGCAGGUGCAUGUACCAGUGAAGAAAGACUUAAAGCAACGUUUCCAAGAAAAGAUUUUCCCCAUCAGAAGCCAAGCUAUCCAUUCAACUCUCCAGGCAGUGACUUUUGGGCAGCCUCAGAGGGGCUCAAUAAGAGAUUUCACCAAACCAAGCCACGUUCCAGCGCUGUGGAAGGUGUAUCUCUGACGACGUAUUUUUCCGUGGACAGCUGCAUGACCGACACCUACAGAUUGAAAUACCACCAGAGACCGAAGCUAUAUUUCACAGACAAGGGUGGCCUCUGUGAUGAGCCUCUAUCGCAAACUGAAGCAGGGGUGGAACCUGUCUACCCUAUCAGUCUUGAAGCCAGCAGUGCUUCUUCAGAGCCAAGAUAUAAACCCAGCCUAGGUGGCAUACACUGUAAUAAAUAAGUAAAACUGGGAGAUACACGAGUCAGGUCAGCAAGCGAAGUUGGCACUUCAACCUUAUCCACUUAACCAGGAACCUACCGGGUCAAUUUAGGAAAACUUGACUGUCUUCAUACAUCUGGGGUAGAAAUUUAAAUUUGGGCUCUUUAUGAGGAUGUUGGAUCAGUCUCUUAGAAAGCGUGCCCCUCUCCCCACCCGUCGUCCCCCACGCUGCAGUUUGUGGGCACUUUUAUUUUCAAGUGGUCCUGUCUGAACUGAGCCUUACGUACCCCAGUAAAGGGGGAUGAGAGGGGAUGAAGGGGGACUACAGAAUAUGAGUCUGGUACCCUGCUGCCAUUCCUAAAGACUAAUGUUCUCCCUUUAUGGUGAUUGUAAGCCACAGGUGUUGUGAAUUAGCCAGUAACUGUGUGUAGGCUGAUAAGGUGCGCUGAUAAAUGAUGCCAUGUGUAACAUGGGUAGAGUUGGAGCAGUAUUUGCCCAUGAAGAAGCACUUUCUGAUGGGUAGGCUUCACCCAUUUUUAAAAAAUCUUUGACUUCUGUGAUAGUCUUCUAUCAAUGACUCCCUUUAAAGUGUCUUAAAACUCAUUUAGUUCCUAAUUUUCUAGCAUUUUAAAAAAUGCCUUAAUGCUACAUGAUUAAAAUGAAACUUGUUAGGUCAGGAACACGAGACUUAAUACUUAAGAACUACAUUUUUGCUUUUUUUCCUUUUGUCAGCCUGAAUUCUGAAUGCCUCAUCCGUGACCUGUUUCAGUCUAGGCGUGUUCUGUUGUGUCAUAAACGUUACUUCAGCCACGUAAGCUACUAAGGUAAAAAUACUAACUGCUAGUGCAGAGCUUUACCUUACAAAUUUCCCCCUCCAAUUGUAGGUGAAGUAUUUUUUUCCUCCCAAGUUUUGGAGCUGAUAACCUGUAAAUUACACCAUUUCCUCCUUAUUGUACAUUGCCAUAUUCGUUCGUGGGUCUGAAUUUCAUAGCAAAUUACCCCGAAUGUUUUUCCUUUUUGAAACAUUUGGAGAACCUGGACUGGUUUCGGUAUCUGUUGACAUAUCCCUAAUUGAAAUUCUGAGGGGGAAAACUUUCCUUCAUUUAUUGAACAAUUUCAUUCUCGGUCACUAUGCUGAAUAAGUUUUACAUUGGAAUGCGCUGCAGAUUGGACCCCCAUACUUUAGCGGGGGAGUUCCAUUUUAAUGAAAUUAAACCAAAUUUUAAGCACAAUGCCAAAUUGCUUGGAACGGCCUCCAUUGGAGGGCUUUUACAAACAGGUUCAGUUAGUAGGGUUGGUGGCUAUUUUCUCAAAUGCCAUUUUUUGGGGAUACCAGAAAUAGCCCUGUACCAAAGCUCUGCAACAAGAUCAUUUUCCUUUCCAAUUAUGAAUAAUACAGGGGUUUGAUUAGCUGUAUCAAACAUCUUACCCACCUGAAAUGUGCACAAGGCUCUGAAAAACUGGAGAAAUAUUUAAUUCCCUUAUGACCUUAAUUCCUCAUUUCAGUUUGCACUGAGCUGGUGGCUUAUGAAAAAAACCUAAAAUUUUUACUUAAACUUCAUUUACCACUCGUUAGCCCUGCUUUGUUAUACUUUCUAAUCCAAUUUAGAAAUACUUGAACACCAACUAGGUUAAAUUUUAUCCUUUUUAUAAAGCCAAACUUUUAGUACUGAAGCUUGUAAAUGUGAACAGUUUGUAUAGAUGUAUUUGACGUGACAGUAUAUUUAACUCCAACGUUUGCCUAACAUUAUUACAUAUGAUGUAAAUCAAUGUCAGUUAUUUUCAGUAAAUGCAUAGCAGUGUUCAGAACCUAGCUGUACAAAGAAAUUAUUUUUGCUUUAUUAUUUAAGCCAAUGAAUAAGGUUUCUGAUCACAUUUUUAUUAUUGGUAUUUAAAGAAAUUUAUGAGGUUGUCUUCUCUGCUCAGCAACAAGUUCCAAGAAUAGUCAGUGUACUUAAAAUCCCACCAGAGCCUUUUGAUAUUCAGGUCAUUCCCUCCUAAACUGCUUAAUGUCGAAACAAAUAUCAAUAUUUGUUUUUCGAUUUGAUCGUACACUCCACAUGAAAGCUGAAUGCACACUAAACUAUUGUUUUAAUUCCUAGCAUGUCUAUUUUUUAAAUAUGUUCUCACUUGGGUAGAUUUAUAUCAUGGUAAAAAAUAAUUUCAUUUAACAAUUCUUGCAAUGAACAGUAUUUUUUUCCACUACAGUUGACUUAUUUUCAUUCAAAGUUGCAGUCCUUUCUAAAUUAAAAUUGUUAAUGAUAAAUUAGAGUUCCUGGACUCUUUUAUACUGGAUCUAUUGUGUGCUUUCUACAUGAUUUGUAAAACAUUGUUAGGAUUCCAAAUAGCUUAAGGUCAGGUUGCAGAGGAAAAUAAGUAGAAACUAAUUCAGGCAAAUAUCACUGCUCCAGUCACUUUUGGUCGAAAUGCUCCUCGGAAACAUUCUCCAGCACCCCUUCUUUCCCCAAAAACCCAGGGUCCACCAUGCUCUAUGUGAUGCCAUAUUGAUGCUAAGACAAUGAAGUUGGCAACCAUCUGAUCCUGGGAGAGUGCAGGUUGGUAAAAUGAUGGCUUAAGAGUGGACAGUAAGGUUACAUUCCAAGCCAGCCCUUACCUCAAAUGUAUAACAUUUUACUUUUUCCAAAGCACUUGCACGUGCUCAUUUUAUCCUAGUAGUCCUACAAGAAAGGCAGAAGGACUGAUUUAGCUCCACCGUGAGGACCUUUGUGGGCAGUUUGCUUCAAGGAGCCAAAUGGGAACUAGAAAAGCGUCUUUUGUCUCCCAGAUGUUUCAGCUUUUACUGUCUUCUCUCAUCCCUGCCAACACCCUGACUUUUCCCACCUAAACUCCUCCUACCCCUGGAGGUC